AAGACUAGGAAGCAUUCAGUAGGAGUCUUGUGCUUCUUGUUGCUGUUAGGACACAUGUACUUUCGUUCUGAUUACAUGAAUCAGACAGUGGACCUGUGAUCGACAAUUAUUUCUGUAUUCUCAAGCAAAACACAGAUUAUGAAAAACACGGAAGCGAAUCUCAGCAGUGAUAUGGAUCUAAAGGUAAUGACCAGCCCUGAGGAGAUCGCAAAGCUCUACAGGGAGCAGAGUCACUUCCCGUCCCUGAGCCGUGCCGAUGUGGGGCCGCUGAUCACGUCUCAGUAUGGAGGAAAGUACAACAACAUUUACACAGAGUGGACUCAACGGGAUCUGGAGAGGAAUGAGAUUGUUAAAUUUUGCCGGCAGUACAUUGUGUUUCAUGAUGAUAAAUUUAUAGUUUAUUCUGGGCCUUCUGGUAACUGCACAGAGAUCAAGGGAGAGUUGCUGAGCCAGGAUUCUCCUUCCGGGGAAAUGAAGGCUGUAGUAAGGGAGUGUUCAUUUAAAGGAGAGGAGAAGCAGUUUCUUGAGAUCUGGCACAAGAGCAGUAAGAUAAAAAGUCUCAACCUGACUGCACUGAAAAAGCAUGGAAAGGUGUAUGAGGAUGAACAGUUUGGAUGCUUGGUCUGGUCCCACUCUGAGACUCAUCUCCUGUAUGUGGCUGAGAAAAAGCGUCCCAAGGCCGAGUCCUACUUCCAGACAAAAUCUGAAUCCAGUUUGCCUGAUGAUGAGGAGGUAAUAAAGGCUGAGAAGAAAGAAGAUACUGUCAAGGGCACUCAGUUUGUGUAUUAUGAGGACUGGGGAGAAGCUUUGGUCAGUAAGAGCACACCUGUACUUUGUAUUUUGGAUAUUGAGGGCAACAAUGUCUCUGUCUUGGAGGGGGUACCAGAUGACAUUUCCCCUGGACAGGCAUUCUGGGCACCUAAUGACACAGGUGUAGUUUUUGUGGGUUGGUGGCACGAGCCAUUCAGACUAGGUUUGAAAUACUGCCCCAACAGACGAUCUUCUUUGUUUUAUGUGGAUCUCACUCGUGGAAAAUGUGAACAGUUAUCGGACUCCACCGCAGUCAUGUCUCCUCGUCUGAGUCCAGAUCACUGCCGCAUUGUCUAUUUUGAGUGUGACGUGUACGGCCCCCAUCAGCAAUGCAACAAACUCUGCAUGUAUGACUGGUAUACAAAGAAGACAUCUGUUGUAGUUGAUGUGGUCAAGAGACCCAGAGAAGAUGGCUUUACUGGUAUCUACAACUCUAUGCUGUCUCAUCAAUGCUGGUCAGCUGACAGCCAGAGAGUUCUCAUAUCAUCUGCUCAGAGAAGCCGUAAGGAUAUUCUAGUGGUUGAUACUUCCACAGGCCAAGUUACAUCUCUCACCUCUAUGUCAGACAUGGGAAGUUGGUGCCUACUGACUAUUCACAGGGAUUUGAUGGUAGUCAGCUGUUCAUCUCCAAAUUGUCCUCCAAGUCUGAGGGUAGGCUUUCUCCCAGCAAGCGGUUCAGAAAACGAGGUACCAUGGGUGACACUAGAAGACACUCAGAUGCAACCUGAAAUUGACUGGCAGGUUCUUCAUUUCAUCCCUCCUCCAGAGGAGGACAACAAACAAUACCCUGGUCUGGACUUUGAUGGCAUUCUAAUGACACCAAAGGAUGUGAAAGCAGGAACAAAACUACCACUCAUUGUCAAGCCACAUGGUGGACCUCACUCUGUAAUAGUGACAGAAUGGCUCUUAGGCUCAGCAGUUCUCUGCAAAAUGGGUUUUGGUGUCUUGCAUGUUAAUUACAGAGGCUCUAUUGGCUACGGUCAGGACAGUAUCUACUCACUACCAGGGAAUGUCGGCACCCAAGAUGUCAAAGAUGUGCAGUUUGCUGUUGAGACGAUUUUAAAGCGAGACGACUUCGACAGAACGAAGGUUGUCGUUGUUGGGGGCUCCCAUGGAGGUUUCUUGGCAUGUCACCUAAUUGGUCAAUACCCAGACUUUUACAAAGCAUGUGUUGCUCUGAAUCCAGUCACCAACCUGGCAUCCAUGAUUGGCAGUACUGACAUUCCUGACUGGUGUGCAAUUGAAGCUGGAUUUGAUUAUAACAUAAACACCAUGCUGAGCCCCACUAUGCUGGAGCAAAUGCUAAAUAAGUCACCCAUCAAACAUGUUACACAGGUAAAGACUCCUGUGCUGCUUACUUUGGGAGCAGAAGAUAAACGUGUGCCUAAUAAGCAGGGUAUCGAGUACUACAAAGCUCUAAAGGCCUUGCAAGUACCUGUCAGGUUGUUAUGGUAUCCAGAAAACAACCAUUCUUUGUCCAAAGUUGAUGCAGAAUCAGAUGGAUUUAUGAACAUUGCACUGUGGAUCAUCCAGCAUCUCAAGCUAUAAUCGCCGGUUGCUUUAUUUAAAUUUGAAUAAUGAGGAAAUGGGAGCUUUAUUUGAUAAAUAUGAUAACUACGAGUAAUAACCAAGAAUUUCUUGUUGAGUAUGUUAGUAUGUGAAACAUAGAAAAGGUACACUAAUAUUUUGCUUGAACUUUAAAGCAGACUGCUUGAAAUAGGGAUCUUUACACUGUACUGAACACUGCAACAUAUUAAAACUGAUCUUUGACACUAUUAAUUACUAUACUAAUGUUCUUUUUUCAUGAAAAAAAGGUUGUUACUUAAGCAUUUAUGAUUCUUUUUUUUGUCAGUGUUUGAUACCCUCUGGAUAAUCCCUGUUCCUUUUCGAAAUAAACAUUUUAGAAAUGUG
Molecule: messenger RNA, 2721 nt
Organism: Silurus meridionalis
Lineage: Eukaryota; Metazoa; Chordata; Actinopteri; Siluriformes; Siluridae
Gene: apeh1
Product: acylaminoacyl-peptide hydrolase
Exons: 23
Coding region: 139-2358 (739 amino acids)
Biological process (GO): proteolysis
Molecular function (GO): serine-type endopeptidase activity
Source: RefSeq, a predicted model, not a curated record